UAGGUGAAUUAAAACAAAGUCUGAGUUGAAAACCCAUCUUGUUAUCAUGUUAGGGCUCUGUUCAUGUUGCACAGACAUAAUUGUAUUUUGUGUCUGUUAAGAGGCACAAAGGCACUCUAAAACCUGCACCGACAGCUCAGGGGAAGCUCGUACGCGUAGCUGCAGCUACUCCGCGUUGCCUUUCAAACUAAAGUACACGCAUAUCUAUAGCGAUCGAGAUUAACAUAACAAAUUGGCCGGAAUUAUCCUUUAAGUUUAGGAAAAGAUAAUGGUUUGGGUUCAAAUAAACCUCUCUUGGCAGACCACCCUGAAGGCAAGGAAACACAACUGACUUCCUGUUUUAACAUUUGCUGUUUCUGCUGUUUUCAGCUGCUUUCAGAGACAAAAUGGCUUCCACGUCAGAGGAGGAUUUCUGCUGUUCGGUCUGUCGUGAAGUCUUUAGAGAUCCUGUUGUUCUGUCAUGUAGCCACAGCUUCUGUAAAGACUGUCUGAAGAGCUGCUGGAGAGAGAAACAGACACAGGAGUGUCCAGUUUGUAAGAGAAGAUCUUCAAGACCAGAACCACCUCGUAACCUGGAGUUAAAGAAGUUGUGUGAGAGCUUCUUACAGCAGAGAGAUCAGAGAUCUUCAGAGGCUCUCUGCAGUCUGCACUCGGAGAAACUCAAACUCUUCUGUCUGGACCAUCAGCAGCCGGUGUGUGUCGUCUGCAGAGAUUCAGAAAAACACACCAACCACACAUUCAGACCAAUCGAUAAAGCUGCACGACAACACAAGAAGGACCUCCAGGAAACUCUGGAGAACUUAAAGGAGAAGUUAGAGGUUUUUGAACAAGUUAAAGUGAAGUUUGAUCAAACGGCAGAACACCUGAAGGUCCAGGCCCGACACACAGAGAUGCAGAUUAAGGAUCAGUUUAAGAAGCUUCACCAGUUUCUAGAAGAGGAAGAGGAGGCCAGGAUGGCUGCACUGAGGGAGGAAGAGGAGCAGAAGAGUCAGAGGAUGAAGGAGAAGAUGGAGGCUCUGAGCAGAGAGAUAGCAGCUCUUUCAGACACAGUCAGAGCCACAGAGGAGCAGCUGAGAGCUGAAGACGUCUCAUUCCUGAUCUACUACAGGGCUGCAGAGGGAAGAGUGCAGCAGCGCCCCCUGCUGGAUGAUCCACAGCUGCUCUCAGGAGCUCUGAUAGACGAGGCCAACACCUGGGCAACCUGAGCUCCAACAUCUGGAACAAGAUGAAGGACAUGGUCCCCUACAGGCCUCUGGUCCUGGACCCAAACCCUGCUCAUUUAGAACUCACCCAGUCUGAAGAUGUGACCAGUGCGAGAUGGUUAGGAGAGUAUCAGCAGCUUCCUGAUAAUCCCGAGAGGUUCGAUUCUCUCGCCGCCGUCCUGGGCUCGGAGGGCUUCGACUCGGGGACGCACAGCUGGGACGUGGAGGUCGGAGACGGAGCGGUGUGGAUGCUGGGGGUGUUAGCAGAGUCUGUCCAGAGGAAGGGAGUCAUACGGUCUGGGUUAUGGACAGUAUAUUUCGCUAGAGGUAAAUACUCAGAGUGGGCUCCACCGGCGCCAGACACUGGUCUCCCGUUUGAGAAGCAGCUCCAGUAAUGUGUUCCAUCUUUUUAUGUUGAAAUAAAACUGAACUGAAAGGGUAGUAAACGGAUUGCAGCGGU
Perca fluviatilis (European perch) is the source of this 1662-nucleotide messenger RNA. Its product is annotated as tripartite motif-containing protein 35-like. Gene Ontology annotation, molecular function: zinc ion binding. Lineage: Eukaryota; Metazoa; Chordata; Actinopteri; Perciformes; Percidae. The record is from RefSeq and is a predicted model, not a curated record. The transcript has a single exon. Bases 387 to 1205 code for a protein of 272 amino acids.